Messenger RNA from Diospyros lotus (date-plum), 1221 nucleotides. RefSeq lists its product as uncharacterized. The record is from RefSeq and is a predicted model, not a curated record. The transcript has 8 exons. NCBI's taxonomy places the organism in Eukaryota, Viridiplantae, Streptophyta, Magnoliopsida, Ericales, Ebenaceae. The coding region runs from base 137 to 1012 and encodes 291 amino acids.
CACUUGGGUUUAGACUCUCUUUGCAUUUGUACGCCACCAAGUGAAUUCGGCGUUUCGCUUCCCAUCCUCGUUGCGAACAUUCGCAGUGGAGAAGAUAAAAGCGAAACUGAAGCUUAUUAGGGUUUUCUGGAAGCCGAUGGAGAAAAUCCGGAGAGCAUCGCAUGCAGGAUCGUGGUACACCGACAAUCCAAAAGAAUUAGAAGAAGAGCUUGACGGGUGGCUCAGAGCAUCUGGCUUAUUGAAAUCUCCUGAUGUGCGAGGGGUGAUUGCACCUCAUGCAGGUUAUUCAUAUUCAGGUUGUGCAGCAGCCUAUGCCUUUGCAAAUAUAGACCCAACAAGCAUUUCUCGAGUGUUUCUUCUCGGUCCAUCUCAUCACUAUUACACCCCCAAAUGUGCUCUUUCAAGAGCCACUAUUUACAAGACACCAAUUGGUGAUCUAUCUAUUGAUCUAGAAGUCAAUGAGGAGCUAAAAGCUACAGGAAAAUUUGAAUUGAUGGAUCUUCGAGUUGAUGAAGCUGAACAUAGCAUGGAGAUGCAUUUACCAUAUCUUGCUAAAGUAUUUCAUGGGUAUCCUGUAAAAAUUGUACCCAUUUUGGUUGGUGCUGUUAAUGCCGAAAAUGAAGCCAUGUAUGGAAGGAUUCUAGCCAAAUAUGUGGAUGACCCAAGCAAUUUCUUUUCUGUGUCCUCUGAUUUUUGUCACUGGGGCUCUAGGUUCAACUAUACGCAUUAUGAUAAAAAGCACGGACCUAUCCACAAAUCAAUUGAGGCUCUUGACAGGAUGGGCAUGGACGUAAUAGAAACAGGAGAUCCAGAUGCGUUCAAGCAGUACCUAUUGGAAUGUGAUAACACCAUCUGUGGUCGUCAUCCAAUCAGUGUUUUCCUCCAUAUGUUGAAGAACUGCUCGAUGAAAAUAAAGAUAAAAUUCCUUCGAUAUGAACAGUCAAGUCAAUGCAAAACCAUGAGAGACAGCAGUGUAAGUUAUGCAUCUGCAGUGGCAAAGGUAGAUGCUUGAAUUUGUACGGAUCGAUUCAUAAAGCUUACCUGCUUUGGAAAGUUAUCUCAAUUUGAAAACUCUUUUGUGUUGUAUCUCUGAAUACAACUUCUGCUGAAUUACUAUGAUCUCUAACCUUAUUGCUCUCUCCCCAGAUUACUGGUCUUUACUUUGGACCAUUUUUUCCUUUACCGGUAAUUGAAAAAUUUCCCCAUGAUGCUUUGAAAGUU